Messenger RNA from Penicillium argentinense, 1551 nucleotides. RefSeq names its product DNA-protein crosslink repair co-factor UBX5. Gene Ontology annotation, molecular function: ubiquitin binding. The coding region runs from base 1 to 1551 and encodes 516 amino acids. Gene Ontology annotation, cellular component: nucleus. The transcript has 2 exons. Gene Ontology annotation, biological process: proteasome-mediated ubiquitin-dependent protein catabolic process. Lineage: Eukaryota; Fungi; Ascomycota; Eurotiomycetes; Eurotiales; Aspergillaceae. The record is from RefSeq and is a predicted model, not a curated record.
AUGGAAAGUGACGUCGUGGCCCAGUUUACCGAAAUUACCGGCUCCACGCCGGAGCUGGCGACACAGUACCUGCAGCUCGCCGAUUUUAACAUCGAACAGGCCAUGCAGCUCUACUUCGAAAACGGCGGCUUGAGCGAAGAGCCCAGCCAGCCUCCCCGAUCCUCUCGCUUUGAGGAUGAAUCAGGCGUCGUUCAUAUUGAUUCCGACUCCGAUGACGAUAUCGAGAACCAACGACCGGCUGAAUCAACGUUCGAAGAUGAUGCUGCCAUGGCUCGCCGGCUCCAGGAGGAAAUGUACGGAGGUGAGGGCGCAACUGGUGGAGGCGGUCAUGGUGCUGGCUUUGACGACGAUGGUGUACGAGCACCGAUGGCGCGCACGACUGAGACGUUGGUGGGGCCCGGCGCGGAUUACGAUGACGAUGAUGCUAUGCACACCAAUAUUCUGAGCCAACUGCGGGCUCGUCAACGUGGUGGGCGCCCAGGUAUCUUCAACCAGCGCGACACCUCCUCGAUCUGGGCCGGCGACUCGGAUACCCACCAAGAGCAACUCGCGAGAGCGACAGGCGGUGCAUCGGAAAUCUCAUCAAAACAAAAUAUGCUUGCGGAAAUGUACCGGCCCCCGUUUGAGAUCAUGUCUCGGGUCCCCUGGGAUAUCGCGCGUGACGAGGGCAAAGAGAACGAGAAGUGGCUACUGAUCAACAUCCAAGACUCGUCGAUAUUCGAUUGUCAAGUUCUCAACCGAGAUCUCUGGAAAGACAAGAGUGUUCAAGAGACUGUGCGAGAGCAUUUCAUCUUCCUACAAUAUUCUAAGGACGACCCCAAGGCAUCUGCCUAUCUUCAAUAUUACUUCCAGGCGAGCGACGUCUCCGACAACUAUCCCCACAUCGCCAUCGUCGAUCCCCGAACUGGUGAACAGAUGAAGAUCUGGUCUGGGCCACCGGUUGUCAAGACUGCCGACUUUCUAAUGCAACUCCACGAAUUCCUCGACCGCUACAGCUUGAAACACAAUGUGCGAAAUCCUGUUGCCAAGCGCAAGCAAGAAAAGGAGAAGACCGUGGACGCCAUGACCGAGGAGGAGAUGUUGGAGAUGGCCAUGAGGAACAGCCUUGGCGAGGGAGCAACUGCUGGACAAAAGCAAGGAGACCCCGACGAUUUGACUCGCAGCACCGACGACGUCAAAGGCAAGGGCCGGGCAACCGAGGACGACGACGAGGUCAUGAGUGGAACUCAGCCUGAUGAAGAAUCGGAAAAUUCCGUGUUCGCCUCCAUCCCAACCAACCAACCACACACAGAGCCUGCUGCAGACCCGGCAACGACUACCCGCAUUCAAUUUCGUCACCCGUCUGGUCGGGUUAUUCGACGAUUUGCGCUUUCCGAUCCGGUCCAACGUAUCUAUGAAUGGCUCAAGGCCGACCCACCUCUGGAGGACAAGGUCGGUGUGGGGUUUGAGCUGAAUGCCAUGGGACGCAAUUUAAUCGAACAUCUUUCGACGAGCAUCGAGGACGCAGGGCUGAAGAAUGGUACGGUCAUGAUUGGAUAUCUGGAGGAGUAG